Messenger RNA from Sclerotinia sclerotiorum 1980 UF-70, 204 nucleotides. RefSeq lists its product with no specific name. The transcript is spliced from 2 exons. The coding region runs from base 1 to 204 and encodes 67 amino acids. NCBI's taxonomy places the organism in Eukaryota, Fungi, Ascomycota, Leotiomycetes, Helotiales, Sclerotiniaceae. The record is from RefSeq and is a predicted model, not a curated record.
AUGGAGUUGAAUGGUAACAAUAAUAAUAAUAAUAAUAAUAAUAAUAAUAAUAAUAAUAAUAAUAAUAAUAAUAAUAAUAAUAAUAAUAAUAAUAAUAAUAAUAAUAAUAAUAAUAAUAAUAAUAAUAAUAAUAAUAAUAAUAAUAAUAAUAAUAAUAAUAAUAAUAAUAAUAAUAAUAGAUGCCUCAUAUUUAUAUUCUUGUGA